Messenger RNA from Notolabrus celidotus (New Zealand spotty), 5188 nucleotides. RefSeq names its product oxysterol binding protein-like 1A (gene osbpl1a). Lineage: Eukaryota; Metazoa; Chordata; Actinopteri; Labriformes; Labridae. The coding region runs from base 277 to 3156 and encodes 959 amino acids. The transcript has 28 exons. The record is from RefSeq and is a predicted model, not a curated record. Gene Ontology annotation, cellular component: intracellular membrane-bounded organelle; membrane; cytosol. Gene Ontology annotation, molecular function: protein binding; cholesterol binding.
ACAGCAGAGGUGUGUAAGGGCGAGACAGCUGGAUUUGACCAUUGGAUUGGGGACGUGAAACGUGGAGUGUGAAAUGGGUGUGUGUGUGCAUAGAUAGGAGUGUAUGUGCGUGUAGGAGUGUGUGUGUGACGUCUCAGGUGAUGUUUUUGCAGUAAAACAGCAGGAAGCGGCUCAGAGGGGCUUAAUCCAUCACAUGCAGCCUCACGGAGGGGCCCAGUGAGCAGACCUCACCCAGGACCCGGAUCGGACCUCACAGGACCGUUAAGACCAGGGUCGAUGGAGGAGCUGGAGCCUGAGGACCAGUUCCUGCGGUUCGCCCGUAAUGGAGACCUGCCAGGGAUCAAGAAGCUGCUCAUGUCCACAAUACGGGAGGAGACGCAGAUCAACAUUAACUGCAAAGGUAAGAAGAAGUCCAAUCUGGGCUGGACGCCUCUUCACCUGGCCUGUUACUUCGGACACAAAGACGUGGUCGAGGAGUUACUCAAGGCUGGAGCAGAUGUCAAUUUGCCAAAUAACAUCGGGGACACUCCGCUGCACAAAGCUGCAUUCACAGGAAGAAAAGAGGUUGUCAUGCUGCUCCUGCACUAUGAUGCAUGUGCUACUGUCAUCAAUGGGACCGCUCAGAUACCCAAAGAUGUCACUCAGAACGCAGAGAUCAGAGGCAUGCUGGAAGCGGCCGAGAGAACGGAGGAGAGGAAACUCGAGGAGCAACUUCUUGACGCUGCACGAGAAGGAGACCUCUCCACUCUGACUCAGCUGCUCAGCAGGAAAAGCCCUCCGGACAUCGGCUGCACGGAUCUGCUGGGUAACACUCCGCUGCACUCUGCGGCGUAUCGAGGGCAGAAGCAGUGCGCCCUGAAGCUGCUGAAGAGCGGUGCCAACCCCAACAUCAAAAACAAGAACGAGCAGACAGUGUUUGACCUGGCCAGCGAUUCAGCAAUGAAGCAGAUCCUUGAAAGCACCGUUCAUCGAGGCCUGACCCGGCACGUCAAGAAGUUUGAGGGACUCCUCUGGAAGAGCUCCAGGUUUUUCGGCUGGCGCUCAUACUGGGUGGUCCUCCAGGACGGGGUCUUAUCCUGGUACUCCAAACAGUCAGACGCCGCUGCAAACAUCAGAAGGCAGGGCUGUAAGUCCCUCACACACGCUCAGUGUCUGAUCAGAGCCAGAGACGGCUGCUUCUUCACCCUCAAGUGUUUCGAUGAAAGCGUGCAUCACUUCAAAGUGUCGCCAAAAAACGACCCAGAGGCGGCGAGAAAAGGCUGGAUUGACGCUCUGGACGAGCAUGCGGCUUACAGCACUCACUACUGCUCCCAGGAGCAGGGCAGCGAGGAAGACGAGGAGGAAGGGAUGUCCCUUGGGGAGCUCACAGAAUCACUGCAGGCAGCAGAGACCAGCCAGAGGAAGCUGGAGGAGGAGGUGGCUGCUUUCGUGUCCCUGCUGAAAAAUGAAGAUCUGGAUGAAAGGUUCCCGUCCCCCAUCCUGCAGAAAGUGCAGCAGAUCUGUGAGCUGUCCAAUGAGACAAGUUCGAGUCUGAGCGUCUGUCUGAGUCUGUUCUCCAGACAGGAGGGGGUGCGCACUGUGAAAUUGGAGCAGGAGGUGGAGAAGAAUAAGAUCCUCUCUGAGGCGCUGCAGACUCUCGCCACCGAGCACCACGAGCUCGAACAAUCCGUCGUCAAGGGAUCCUCGCCUCAGAGCGCGCUCAGUGAGGAUGAGUUCCACGAUGCUGUUUCAGAUUCGGGCUCGGAGGUCUCCCUGAGCGGCUUUGAGACGGUGGCCAGUCAUUCCUGUGAGGAGGACGAGGAGGAGGACAAAGGCUCCGUCAUGUUAAGCAGACCUGGCAGCGUUAUGCAGGAGGAUCACCUUGGCAACAAGGACGAAGCACAACCCAAUGGGAUCGCAAAGCAUAGGUCCAGUUUACCUGCGCCCAUGUUCUCCAGGAAUGACUUCAGUAUCUGGAGCAUCCUGAGGAACUGCAUAGGAAUGGAGCUCUCAAAAAUCACAAUGCCAGUGAUUUUCAACGAGCCACUCAGCUUCCUGCAGCGUCUAACCGAGUACAUGGAGCACACCUACCUCAUCCACCAGGCCAACACUUCCUCCGACUCUGUGGAGAGGAUGAAGUGUGUGGCUGCGUUUGCUGUGUCUGCUGUGGCGUCUCAGUGGGAGCGGACCGGGAAACCCUUCAACCCCCUGCUGGGAGAAACCUACGAACUGGUCAGAGAGGAUCUGGGCUUCAGGCUGAUCUCGGAGCAGGUGAGUCACCAUCCUCCAGUCAGCGCCUUCCACGCAGAGGGUCUGAAGCAGGACUUUGUGUUUCAUGGAUCCAUCUACCCCAAACUCAAGUUCUGGGGCAAGAGUGUGGAAGCAGAGCCGAAAGGAACAAUCACGCUGGAGCUACCCAAGCACAAUGAAGCGUACACGUGGACAAACCCCACAUGCUGUGUUCACAACAUCAUCGUGGGUCAGCUGUGGAUCGAGCAGUACGGGAACGUUGAGAUCAUCAACCACAGAACGGGUGAAAGGUGCUGCCUCAACUUCAAACCGUGCGGCCUAUUCGGCAAAGAGCUGCACAAGGUCGAAGGUUACAUUCUGGAUAAAAGCAAAAAGAAGGUCUGUGCGUUCUAUGGGAAGUGGACAGAGUGCUUGUACGUCCUCGAGCCGGCCGCCUUCGAAGCAAACAAGAAAAGUGACAAGAAAGGGUCGGAGGAGAAGAAGAGCAGCAAGGCGGGCUGCAGUGACGGUCAGGAUGAGGUUCCCUCUCCGACUACAGACACGGUGGAGAUGAUUCCUGGCAGCCAGCUACUCUGGAGGAUCGCACCCAGACCGCCCAACUCCGCUCAGAUGUACAGUUUCACCUCCUUCGCCAUGCAGCUGAACGAGCUGCGUCAGGACAUGGAGGGAUUGAUUCCUCAGACUGACUGCAGACUCAGGCCGGACAUACGAGCCAUGGAGAACGGGGACAUUGACAUGGCCAGUGAGGAGAAGAAGAGGCUGGAGGAGAAACAAAGAGCUGCUCGCAAAAGCCGCUCAAAGACUGACGAAGAGUGGAAGACGAGGUGGUUCCAGCAGGGGCAGAACCCCCACACCAGCUCCCAGGACUGGAUCUUUUCUGGAGGAUACUGGGACAGGAAAUACAACAUGCUGCUGGACAUUUACUAACUGAACCAGCAAUGACUUUUUAUAAUGGCGUGACUACGACAUGCAAACUUAAACUGCGUGGCCUUAAUCAACUCUAUCACGGUGAAACUGCAUAAACAGUUUGACGAUGAUUCAUAUUUAACUAUUUUAAAAUAUAAAGCAGUUUGACGAUGCUGUGAAAUGUAGGGUUUGUAUCUACAUUGAGACCGGAUUAUUUCUGUGUAACAUCUUUUAGCUCAUCAGUUCUUGAUUUAAAUGUCUCCUUUUAUUAGUGUUUUAAAAAUGUAUGUUUGUACAUAUAUAUAUAUAUAUACACAUAUUUUACACAUAUUCAGCCGUCAGUGACCAAACUGAUACAUUGUUCACAUUUCCUCUGGACUACAAACCUUACCUGCUAAAGAAGAGGAUCAGGGCCACUACUAAAGACAUUAAAGGUCUGACUCUAAUUCUCAAAUUCCGACUUUGACGUUAAAAGUCUGAAACAAAAGUCAGAAUUUAGAAUUCUACUGUAUUAUAUUUAUUUUUUUAGGAAUUCUGAGAUCAAAGCAUAACUCUGAAAAAUAAUGUCUGAAUCUUGAGGAAAAAAAGUCUGAAUUGACUUUUUCUCAAACUGUGAUUAAUCUUAAAGUCAAGAUUUGGGACUCAAACUUUGUCACAAUCCUGAAUUUUACCUGGACAGGUUUUUUCUUUUCAGAAUUCAGACUUUAAUCUCUGUUUCUUUUUUUUCCUAUUCUUAGAAGAAAGAAAGAAUUCUGAAAAAUCAAAAUCAAAAUUUUGUUUUAUUCAAAUUCUGACCUUAAAGUCUGAGUUCUGAGGAGAAAGCUGGAAUUCUGACACAAAAAAGUCAAAAUUCUGAAAAAAAAAUAGGAAUUUCUGGUUUAUAAGUCAGAAAUCGGAAUUAACUUUUACGACUUUUUGAUUUCCAAAUCAUGACGUUUGUCAAGGAAUUCUUCCUUUUUUAAUUCUGUGAUUUAAUGUCAGAAUCCUGAGAAAAACUGUCACAAAAAUGAGGAAAAAGUACGGAAGAGGAUCCAUUGGAAAAAAUAUCAUUAUUAUUAAUAUUUUAACUUCAGAAUAAGAAAAAAAUGAUAGCACCUUGCUUAAUUUUUUCAGUGUCCCUAAUCCUCCUCCAUAAAAAGUCUAAACUGACUGCAAUCUCUAUAAUGAUUUCUUUCUUUCUUACAAUUUUAGACAUUAAAGUCUGAAUACUAAGGAUAACGUUGGAAUUCUGAAUGAAAGUUAAAGUUCAGAAAAAAAUUAAAAACUUGUGAUUAAAAAGUAAGAAUUCUGAAUUUAACUUUAAUUUCUAAAUUCUGACGUUUUAAUAAGAUUUCUGACUUUGUGAAAAAACACUAAAUUUUGACUCUUCAUGUAGUCUCAAAAUUCUGUCGGUAGAAUAAUUCGGUAAAAUAAGAAUUCUGACCUGAACUUUUAUUUCAGAGUUCAGAGAUUCAAGUCAGAAUCCUGUAUAAAAAAAAAGGUCAGAAUUCUGUUCCAAAAUUGUUAAGUUGGCUAUAAUCCAAGUGCAACCUUUGUUUAAAGUUCUGACGUCUUUCUUUCAAAAUUCUGACUUAUAACUCAGAUUUACAUGAAAAAAGUCUGAACUUAAAAAAAAAACAUAAUUAAGUGACCCUUAUUGUCCUCUGUGUUGUAUUAUUAUUUUUUGCCUCAGAACAAAAUCACUGAAACAAAAAGUCCCUUUUCUUCAUUAAUGUGAAGUUUUUAAGAUUUGACUGUUACUCCCUCAUGUCUGUCUUCUGUUAUCUGUAACAUUCACACGUCGAGCUCUUCAAGGAGUUUAUUCAUGUUUCUGCUGAGAAUUUAAAAUGUGUGUUUAAGACAAUCUGUCAGACGGAUUCAACUGUGAGGUACUGAGGUCACUCCAUGAGGACGUUACUGAAAUUUAAGGCGUGUUUUGUUGUCACUGAAAGAAAACACUUUAAUAUGUGUGUUCAUGUUUUUAUCCUUUAUGUGAAGUUUUCUCCGAGUGCAGGACCAAGUUCAGAGGAAUCUGGAAAUAAAGAGUCAUGUGAUCAAACUUUUCUGGAUCAAA